Messenger RNA from Danio aesculapii, 2094 nucleotides. RefSeq names its product debranching RNA lariats 1 (gene dbr1). The transcript is spliced from 8 exons. Gene Ontology annotation, molecular function: RNA lariat debranching enzyme activity. Gene Ontology annotation, biological process: mRNA splicing, via spliceosome. Gene Ontology annotation, cellular component: nucleus. The record is from RefSeq and is a predicted model, not a curated record. Lineage: Eukaryota; Metazoa; Chordata; Actinopteri; Cypriniformes; Danionidae. Bases 140 to 1846 code for a protein of 568 amino acids.
AAUAGCAUGUGUGUGAAGUGGGCAAAACUGCUGCUGGGAGGAUUAUGUCAAAUGACUAAAAUGCAAAGGUAAACCGUAUGUGGGCUGGAUAACGUGUUUUGUCGUCUUUGAGUGUAACGCUGUGCAUUAAAGAUAAAGGAUGAAGGUGGCAGUGGAAGGCUGUUGUCACGGAGAGCUGGACAAGAUCUAUGAGAGCAUCAGUUACCUGGAGAAUAAAGAGGGUGUGAAGGUGGAUCUGCUGCUCUGCUGCGGAGACUUCCAGGCUGUCAGAAAUGAGGGAGACAUGAAGUGCAUGGCGGUGCCUGCCAAAUACAGACACAUGCAGACUUUCUACAAGUACUACUCUGGUGAAAAAAAGGCUCCUGUCCUGACGAUUUUCAUUGGUGGAAAUCACGAGGCAUCAAACCAUCUACAAGAGCUUCCAUAUGGAGGCUGGGUGGCUCCUAACAUCUAUUAUUUGGGUUAUGCGGGGGUCAUACGCUAUAAAGGUGUUCGGAUUGGUGGUCUUUCUGGAAUAUUUAAAUCCCAUGAUUUCAAGAAAGGACACUUUGAAUUCCCACCAUACAACCCAGAAACCCUGCGCAGUGUGUACCACAUAAGGAAUAUUGAUGUCUUCAAGCUUAAACAGAUCAAGAUGCCCAUAGACAUCUUCAUGACACAUGAUUGGCCACGAGGAAUUUAUCACUACGGAAACACAAAUGCUCUUCUGCGCCAGAAGAAGUUCCUCAGACAGGAGGUGGAGAGCAGUACAUUGGGCAGCCCUGCAGCAGCUGAUCUUCUAGAGCACCUGCAGCCCAGCUACUGGUUCUCAGCUCACCUGCAUGUUAAGUUUGCUGCAUUGAUGCAGCACGAGGCUAAGAAUAACGCUGCUCCAAAGAUCACCAAGUUUCUCUCUCUUGACAAAUGUCUGCCUCACAGAGACUUCCUUCAGAUUGUGGAAGUAGCAGACAGACCGGGCUCCUCUGAGCAGCUUGAAUAUGAUCCAGAGUGGCUGGCCAUCUUGAAGGCAACAGACAACCUUCAAAAACCAACCUGCAAUUUCUGGAACCCUCCACAGGAUAAUGGACUACACAGCAGGUGGGAUUUCAGUGCAUCAGAGGAGGCCAUGAUGGAGGUUGUGAGUGAUUUAAGCGGUGAUCUCUGCAUCCCUGAAAAUUUCAGCCUGACCGUGCCUGCCUAUGACCCCAGCCAACCUCAACCCCAUGCCCUUCCAGCCUACUCCACCAACCCUCAAACCACAGAGCUGUGUGCCACUCUCAGCCUGACAGACAUCUAUAUCCUGGCUGGGCAGAGCAGGAUGACCUAUGGGGAGCAAGGGGGCAAAGGAGCGACUGAAGAAGAGGAUGAGGAGGACAGCACAGGCAGCGCAGACGAACCCAGCGACUUCCCAAGUGACACUUCUGGUCUCUCCAGCUCCUACAACCCUGAUGAAAUCACCAUUGAGGAUGAAUGGGAAGAGGAGGAAGAUGUGGGAGUGGGAUGUGGGGAGGGGAAAGGUAUGGAUGCGGUGGUUCCAGAAGGCCAGGUGGGAAGUCAGGACAGUGAUAGAGACAGCAGCCCUCAGCGAGAGACGGCUAAUAGACUGAUCUUACCUGCCCCGUGUGCCAAACCAGCGACGGAGGCUCCGCUGCACUCUUUACCACGUCUUUCUCUUCCCCCUCCUUUAGCAUGUGUUUCUCAGGGCAGCUCAGAGGAGGAGGGGAGCUUCACAGCGGCCAGAGUCCCCAAACGCACAAGCGGAGAGACGACACAGAGCUCAGCAGGUCAGACGGGCGGCACACCUCAAAUCAAACGCAGAAACCAGAGCAUCUACACCGCAGUCGAGGAUGAAGAGAGCGACAGCUAAAUUAAUGAUGGAAAGUUUUACAGCAGCAAAUCCCACACUGCAUACACUCUUUAUUAUUAUUCUUGUUUUGCUGUCUUCAGGAAUGUCAGAGAGCUGCUUUUUUUCAUCUGUGUAAAGUAACAUCACAACCAUUUGUGAGUUUUUAUCUCGUAUUUGUCCGUUUUUCCCCCUUUGUGAUUGGUUUUAAUUCAAUUUUUCUAUUUUGUUAGUAAAUUGUCUCACUCAGCUUUGAUUUUUAUUAGUUUUGU